Molecule: messenger RNA, 997 nt
Organism: Centruroides sculpturatus (bark scorpion)
Lineage: Eukaryota; Metazoa; Arthropoda; Arachnida; Scorpiones; Buthidae
Product: immunoglobulin domain-containing protein oig-4-like
Exons: 5
Coding region: 287-772 (161 amino acids)
Source: RefSeq, a predicted model, not a curated record
GCAGCUUUGCUCGAAAUGAAUUACACGAGUAGAUCAAUAGGAACGGGAUCGGGAGGAGGAGUAAGCAAUUCUUCUCUACCUCUUAACUAAAUGCUGCAUGCAUCUAGACGUUCAGCUUAAAAACUAUAUGUGGAUGGGUUAAGUUACCCAAAUCAAACGUCGAAUCUAUACUCGUCCUUUCAAGACCGGGGUCUAUCGAUUAUUUCUGUUAACAGCACUCCAGAAAUUUCUGCAGCUCACCGUUAUAACUAAAUUAAGAAUCUUCUACACCAGGUAUAAGGAUAUAAUGACCCGCUACACGGUGUUGAUUUUGCUGUGUAUGAUAUUAGUGAUGCAUCUAGCUAUCAUCGGUGAUGCAGCCAGAGGUAAAUCACGGAAGAGAACGAAAGGGAGUAAAAAGGGCUCUCCUAGAUUCAUUUUCUACACGCAUCCCCGUCGGAAAGAAUACUAUGACAAUCCUAAUGGUGCUCAAAUAACUAAAGCAUCUCAUUUUGAUUACGAGUUUUUACUUGGACAUAAAAUUGUUUUCAUAUGUGAAGCGAAAGGAGAUCCACAACCAAGAAUUAACUGGUUUAAGGAUGACAUCGAACUCUAUGCACAUCCUUUUAUAAAGAUUACGGAAUGGCAGCUGAAACCCAAACACAUCAAAAGCAAAUUAGAGAUAACACCAGCUCGUCAGAUGGAUUCGGGGAUGUACGAAUGUCAAGCCAAUAAUAAAUACUCAAUCGACAGUAGAAGUUUUAAAGCAGAUUUCAGUACAAUUAGUAAAUAAAUCAAUUUAAUGAAAUUAACUUCUGGUAUGUAAUUAGAAGAACAAAGAAUAUGAAUACUGUAUUUCUUUGCAUUUUUUAAAAAGAAAUCUGUAUUAAAUAACUAUUAAUAUCAUGUGCAUUUUAAAUUAUAAAAAUAAUUUUUGCUUCUAUGUGGAAAAAGUCAUAUGAAUAUAUCAAACAUAAUGUUUCAAUUAUAUAUUACUGCACAUUUUAAAAUAUUAUAA